AUGGAAAUUGUUGAUGACAGCUUGCUGGGGAACGCUACCAAUCUUUCUGCUUUCCUCUGUGAUAUCAUCUUGGAAAAUGACACUUUUUUCUGUGCAGAUGAUCCACCUUAUCCUUCUAAAGAUUUGCAUCAGACCAUUCGGAUUCUGCUGUACGCUUUGAUAUUUCUGCUCAGUGUUUUGGGAAACAUUCUUGUCAUUACGGUGCUGAUAAGAAACAAGCGGAUGAGAACAGUCACGAAUACGUUUCUGCUCUCACUAGCUGUCAGCGACCUAAUGCUCUGCCUUUUCUGCAUGCCGUUCACCCUCAUUCCCAACUUGCUGAAAGACUUUAUUUUUGGAAGUGCUGUUUGUAAAACUGCCACUUACUUCAUGGGUGUCUCCGUAAGCGUAUCUACAUUCAACCUGGUUGCCAUAUCUUUGGAGAGAUACAGUGCCAUUUGCAAACCUUUACAGUCCAGGGUCUGGCAGACAAAAUCUCAUGCCUUGAAAGUGAUUGCUGCUACCUGGUGUGUUUCUUUCGCCAUCAUGUCACCAUACCCAAUCUACAGCAAACUGGUACCUUUUACCAAGUACAACAACAGCACGGCAAAUAUGUGUCGGCUCCUUUGGCCAAGUGAUGUCAUUCAGCAAUCUUGGUACACUUUCCUGCUGCUCAUCCUCUUCCUUAUACCUGGGAUUAUAAUGAUGGUUGCAUAUGGCCUGAUUUCUCUGGAACUCUACAGAGGAAUAAAAUUUGAUGACAGCCAGAGAAAAUCUGCACGAGAAAGAAAAACAAGUACCAGCAGCACCAAAUAUGAGGAUGGCGAUGGAUGCUACUUGCACAAAGCCAAACGAAAAAGAAAAACGCCAUUGCAGCAGCUCUCUGCUACUAGCAGUAGCAAAAUAGACCGGGCAAGAAGCAGCAGCUCUUCUGCCAACUUAACGGCCAAGAAACUUGUCAUCCGCAUGCUGGUGGUGAUAGUGAUUCUGUUUUUCCUCUGCUGGACACCCAUCUUCAGCGUGAACGCCUGGCGCGCGUUCGACACCACCUCAGCAGACCAGCGUCUCUCAGGAGCUCCCAUCUCCUUUAUUCACCUGUUGUCCUACACCUCCGCGUGUGUGAACCCCAUCAUAUACUGCUUUAUGAACAAGCGUUUCCGUGUGGGUUUUCUAGCCACUUUCACCUGCUGUGCUAAGCAAAAGCCUCCUGCGAUGAGAGGGGAGGCUGGUGAGGAAGAGGAGGGGAAGACGACGGGGGCCUCUCUCUCCAAAUGCUCUUACACACACGUGAACGUAUCUGCACGCCCCUGA
Messenger RNA from Rhea pennata, 1290 nucleotides. RefSeq names its product cholecystokinin A receptor (gene CCKAR). Gene Ontology annotation, cellular component: plasma membrane. Bases 1 to 1290 code for a protein of 429 amino acids. The transcript has 5 exons. Gene Ontology annotation, molecular function: neuropeptide receptor activity; cholecystokinin receptor activity. Gene Ontology annotation, biological process: neuropeptide signaling pathway. NCBI's taxonomy places the organism in Eukaryota, Metazoa, Chordata, Aves, Rheiformes, Rheidae. The record is from RefSeq and is a predicted model, not a curated record.